AUUUGUAUCAAUCCGCGGCGCUGCAAUGUAAACUAGUGAGGUCACAUUCUUUCCGCAACAACACCUGUACGAGAACAUGUUGAAACACCUUUACAGGUUAGUCGGCUGAUGGCAGGUGAGACAUCCUUGGGCUUCCUUGUGGAAACAUGAGCGCUCCUCAUAUCCACUCAUGAAGAUUGUCUUGUUUCUUCUCGGGGCUUUGUGCUCCCCUACAGGCACCACCAAACCCCCCAGCCCUGUUAACGUCAGCUUCUCUUCGGUGAACCUGAGGAACCUUCUCCAGUGGCUCCCUGGAAACACGACGCUGGACGGCACUCGCUUCAUCGUGCAGUAUGCCUUGUACGGAGACAGCAAAGGUGGUAGGAUCAACUGGAGGCCCGUGGAAAAGUGCAAGGGAAAAACGGAGACGUACUGCGACCUGACGUGCGAAACGUGGGAUGAGAAGAACAACUACUAUGGAAGAGUACGCUCGGUUGUGGGCUCCAAUGUCUUCUCCAAGUGGGCUGUGACUCAAAGGAGAUUCAAUCCAAAGUCUGACACGACAUUUGGACCGCCUCUACUGUCAGUGGAGGUUGAGGACAACAAGGCCAUCAUCCAUCUGAAAGGUCCACUCAGAUACCAGAAAGAUGACCACGCCCCGCCCAUUUACAUGGCAACAUUGUACCCCAGGAUGACUUAUAACCUCUCGGUGCACAACAGCCAUCAUGACCAGGUGCAUCAUUUCCCAGUCAUAUCCACCCCGUACACAUACCGGAUGAUGGAUUACGACACCGAAUACUGCUUCACUGCCAAAGCCAGAAACACCCUUCGCUUUCAGUGCCAGCCAUCUGAGCGUUACUGCCUAACCAGCAGCAAAGAUCCCAGAUCAAACCAGCUGCAGAGGGUAGUUGUGGGUAUUGUGGUUCUGUCGCUGUGCAUCUGUAUUCCUCUCGUGGUGGGUUACUUCCUCUACCACUACGUGACGGGCAAAGAACAGAAGACACCCUUCAUUCUGGAUCAACCUUGGCUUUCAACUCGACCCCAGACCCUCCUGCCCGACAGGUUCAACCCUAUCCUCAUCCCCGUUGUCACAAGCGAUUUUUUGUCCGACACAUCAAAAGGUAUCAUAAGGUCAGAGGAUGUUCCUGCUCGCCAUACCGUCUCCCAGUGCUACAUCCCGCAGGAGUGCACACAAACGCUGUUAGAAAAAAGCUUGCAGGCCCAAACGCCAUCGCCUUCUCCUGUGCCCGAUGUGAACAUUGUGGAGGAGGGAGACUUUUCAAGGUCUUAUUUGACCAAUAGCCCUCCAAACGUUGAGACACCGUCGGAGGGACAGAUGGAGCAAGACGUGGAAACAAACGGGACGCUUGUCGAGGACGUUCAAAGAGAACCCUUGCUUUCUUGCUUCAUCUGUGCACCCUCAAACGUCUCAACCGAAGACUACGCUGUCCUCUCGGUGAGGGCAGUGGACGAAGAUGAAGAGGACGCGUCGCUCCACAUCAACUGGGACCCUCAUUUGAGAAAACUGUUGUUGCCAGGGACAGAUAUCAAACAGGAGGAAGAAGAGGAGCUGCGGUUGGACAACGUGCUCCUUCGACAGGAGUCCGAGGAAGAGGCGGGGCCACAGCAGGCGGCCGAUCCAGGCUUGUGUCUGGAGGAUAUUGUCAGCAAAUGGAAUUUGGUUAUCUCCAUGGAGGAGUAAGACAACAUCUUUACCUGCCUCACUUAAAAUAAUCAUAAUAUUAAUUAAAUAAAAUACAAAAUAAUACAUUUAAUAUCAAUUAAUUAUAAAUAAUUUUAAUCAAUUUAUUUUGAUUUUAUUUAGAAAAAUACAAAUAUUCUAUGUUGUUUGAUAUACUUUUUCAUAUUUAAUUAUUACAUUAUAAGGGUGGAAUGCCAUAUCCAGUUUGGGGAGGAGAUCUUGCCCCAAUUCGAGGAGUUCAAGUACCUCAGAGUCUUGUUCACAAGUGAGGGAAGAGUGGAUCGUGAGAUCGACAGCCGGAUCGGUGGGGUGUCUUCAGUAAUCCGGACGCUGUAUCGAUCCGUUGUGGUGAAGAAGGAGCUGAGCCGGAAGGCAAAACUCUCACUUUACCGGUCGAUCUACAUUCCCAUCCUCACCUAUGGUCAUGAGCUUUGAGUUAUGACCGAAAGGACAAGAUCACGGGUACAAGCGGCCGAAAUGAUUGUCCUCUGCCGGGUGGCGGGGCUCUCCCUUAGAGAUAGGGUGAGAAGCUCUGCCAUCUGGGGGGAGCUCAAAGUAAAGCAGCUACUCUUCCACAUCGAGAGGAGCCAGAUAAGGUAGUUCAGGCAUCUGGUCAUGAUGCCCCCCGAACGCCUCCCCAUAGAGGUGUUUAGGGCACGUCCGACCGGCAUGAGGCCACGGGGAAGACCCAGGAAACGUUGGGGACUAUGUCACCCGGCUGGCCUGGGAACGCCUCGGGAUCCCCCGGGAGGAACUGAAUGAAGUGGCUGGGGAGAGGGAAGUCUGGGUUUCUCUACCUAGGCUGCUGCCCCCACGACGCGACCUCGGAUAAGCGGAAGAAAAUGAAUGGAUAGAUUUAUUAUCAUUAUUUUGGAAAAAUAAAAAAAUAUGAUAAUAAAUAAAUAAAAAGCUAGCACUAUAGAAUGGUCACCACUGUAAUUAAAACUAAUUAAAAACUUGUUUUACUACAAAAAGUGUCCAAACAUGUAUACACCAAAACACUUAGGCCCUGAUCUACUUAGAUCCAAAUACACGCACUAGAACAGUGGUCGGCCACCCGCGGCUCCGGAGCCACAUGCGGCUCUUUGGCCACUCUGAUGUGGCUCAGCUGCACAAUCGCCCACCCCCCGAUUGUUACGGGGGGAUUCUUCGAAUUUCACUCGGACAACAAUAUUGAGGGCGUGCCGUGAUGGCUUUACUUUUAGCGCCCUCUACAUUUUGACGCGUUUCACAAAAUAAAGAAGACAAUGGGAGCCGCAACCAUUCUCGCGAAUACCUGCUGGUGGUCACCCAUAUAACAAUAAUAAGGGCGUGCCAUGAAGCCAAUGCCUUUGACGCCUUCUACAACAUGUGCAGACAUCUUGCCAGUCCAGCAUCAUGUUGUAUGUGGAUGCAUAGCAUUCUGGGUAAUUGUUAUGUUGCGUUUAUAAUUUGUUACAGUGCGGAUUUUCUCCAGACAUGUGUUUGUCAUUCUUGUUUGGUGUGGGUUCACAGUGUGGUGCGUAUUAGUAAGAGUGUUAAAAUUGUUUAUAUCACAACCUUCAGUGUACUCUGUGUCACCCAGUAUGCCUUGCAGUUGUGUACGUGAAUCUGCGGAAGCCACAUACAACAUGUUACUGGACUGGCAAGCUGUCUGUACAUGUUGUAGAAGGCGUCAAAGGCAAUGGCUUCAUGGCACGCCCUUAUUAUUGUUAUAUUAGUGACCACCAGCAGAUAUUUGUGGAAAUGAUUGCGGCUCCCAUUGUCUUCUUUAUUUUAUGAAACGGGUCAAAAUGGCUCUUUGAGUGGUAAAGGUUGCCGACCCCUGAUCUAGGAUGUGGCCAGAUCAUGGAUGAUCGCUUCGCCAGCAACAGCAUCACCCUGUUUCUGGGCACGGUUGUUCGCUGCUGCUGGGACAGUGAUCCUCCGCCUCUCGUCCAUUUUCUCGCCAGCUGAAGCAGCGUUUCAUUCGCCAUAGCCACUUGUCGCUUCUCCGCUGGCUUCGGGGAGGCAUGGCCUGGCCAACCUCCUCCCCUCCUCCCUGUGCCCUCCCAUGAUUUGGGAUAUAGUUCUUGUUUGGGGACUCUGGGAUGUCUGGAAUCAUUUUAUGGGAGGAGUGGAGGGUGUAGUGUUGGUACUGUCAUGACCUGAUAUGGCCAGGUCAGACUUUGUACAUUGUUUUUCCUCUGUUUAGUGUUUAUUUCUAUUACAGUCCCUCCUUUUGUUGACCUGCCACUUCUUGCUCUGAGCGCUGAUUGACCACACCUGCUUUUGUUUAGUGAUCACGACGCACACCUGCUUCUGGUCACUAAUGAGACGGAUUUAUAUGCCAGCCUCGCUGGUCAGUGAGGGCUGAAACAUUCAUGAAGAUUUGUAACUCUCCCUUUGUUUCAUAUUUGCUUCAAUUAUGCCUUGCAAAGGACGAUAUGUUUUUGCUUUAUGUUUCAUGUGUACUUCCCUGCGGCUUUUAACAAUUAAAGAAUGUUCUUACCUGCAAA
This is a messenger RNA of Nerophis ophidion (straightnose pipefish), 4158 nucleotides long. It is a transcript of the gene il20ra, whose product is annotated as interleukin 20 receptor, alpha. Gene Ontology annotation, molecular function: protein binding. Lineage: Eukaryota; Metazoa; Chordata; Actinopteri; Syngnathiformes; Syngnathidae. The transcript is spliced from 8 exons. The coding region runs from base 170 to 1681 and encodes 503 amino acids. The record is from RefSeq and is a predicted model, not a curated record.